Gordionus sp. m RMFG-2023 is the source of this 1413-nucleotide messenger RNA. RefSeq lists its product as uncharacterized. Gene Ontology annotation, molecular function: adenylate cyclase inhibiting G protein-coupled glutamate receptor activity. Lineage: Eukaryota; Metazoa; Nematomorpha; Gordioida; Chordodea; Parachordodidae. The record is from RefSeq and is a predicted model, not a curated record. Gene Ontology annotation, cellular component: plasma membrane. Bases 1 to 1413 code for a protein of 470 amino acids. The transcript is spliced from 4 exons. Gene Ontology annotation, biological process: G protein-coupled receptor signaling pathway.
AUGACCCAAUUGAUGAAUUUAAAUGAUAUCAAUGUAGGCGGUCUAUAUGAAAUUUACAAAAAAAAUCCGGAUCCGCACUAUAUGUGCUCGAAUGAAUUAAACUCUUUAUCCCUACUUAAAUCCUACAGCAUGAUUUAUAUUAUAGAAAUGUUAAAUCAAAAAUUGUUCCUACCUUCUUACAACAUAAGUAUUGGUUAUUUCAUCGUGCCUACAUGUUCUAAUGCUGCGACUGCCCAAAUUCAAUGCGUAAUUAAAAACGAUAUCAGGUACCAAAUUUCUUUGGUAGGUUUGAUUGGACCCAUAAGUAGCCACCGCGCACUUUACGUAUCGCCAUUAUUAUCCUAUUACAAAUUGCCACAUAUCAGCCCUGAAGCGAAUUCUGUGAAACUUAGAGGAAGGGGAUCCAAUUACCUAUUCAGAAUAACUUCAAAUCAAAUAUCAUAUCUCAAUGCAUUACUCAGUUUGCUGCGACUAUUUCAAUGGAAUGAAAUAGCAAUAAUUUAUUCCCCCACACCAAAUUUGAUUUGGUACAGAGAUCAAUUAAAUACAGCAGCUACUCAGGGUAAGUUUUGUAUUUGGCAUGAAAUAGAGAUCAAAACGAUUAAGGCAAGCAAAGAGAUGAAAAACUCUUUUAAAACUUUGAUAACGAGUAGAAGGGGAAGAGUUGUGUUUUUAUUUAUUAGUGAUUAUCAAUUUGAAUAUGUUUUAAAUUCAAUACAUUCCGCAAAUUCCGAUCCCGAUUUCAUUUACAUAGGGAUUGAUUCAUGGCCAUCGACACGACAAUCAGUAAAGCUAGGCUUAGCUAAAAUGGUUGAAGGGGCAAUAAUAGUUUCUGAAUUUGCAACUGAAUCAACACAUUUUUUCUCUUGGUUAUUGAACAAUAAUGAAAGUAUUAAUAUCCAUCAUUCAUGGUUUUCUAAGAUUAAAAAUAUUUUUUAUGAUAUAAAAAACGAUAGUAUGUUCAAUUCAAAUGUUAUUCAAUAUGAUAAGAGGAUUUCUUUAAGCAUGGAUGCCACCAUGGCUUUACUUUAUUCUUUAGAAGAUCUAAUAAAGGAUAAAUGCUAUGGUAUGAAUAAAAUCCAAUUGAAAAAUUGCAUAAUGGAUAACGAUUUAAAAUAUUAUAUUCAAAAUUUAUCAUUUUAUGGAUUAUCUGGUAAAAUUAAAUUUGGAUUAGAUCGUUCUGUAAAUAAUCCAUUACGAAUUGGUAACUUUCUCAAAGUCAAAGGUAAUUAUGAAAUAAUUACGGCAGGAAAUUUCGAUUAUAAUAAGAAAAACGAGAGCCAAUUAAAAUUGAUAACGAAUUUCAUUUGGAAAAAUUACACUUACUACGAUGAUCUAACGGCUCCUACCUCACGUUGUUCGGCACCAUGUCAAAUAGAAGAGUAUAAAAUGACAACCUCAACUUCCAGCUGA